AAACCCUAACCAUGGGGUUACCCGACCCUCUUAUCCCCUACUUCCGAUUUCGACGCUCCCCUCUCCCCCUCUUCCCCGAUUCCUCUCGUCGGUCCGUCUGUCGCUCUCCCGGAUCCUUCGUCUUCUUCCUCGCGCUCUCUCGUUCCUCAUUUUCUGGCGCUAGACCCUACUUCCUACCUCUCUCUCUCUCUCUCUACCUAAAUAUGACCGCCGUUGAAGAUACGCUGUGUCGGUGGCGACAUACAAGCAAAGACUGGCAUUAGGUGGAUGUCGGACGGCAGCAGAUUGGGCUGCGAAUUUUGAGGUUGUUUCCAGAAAUUGGUAAACAUUUGGCAGCAUGCAGGGUCUAAGCACUAGCUGUGUUCAUCAAAGAUUUGCUUUAAUUAGAUGCUGUGAUUUGAAAGACAAGAAGUCUCGGCGUCGAAAAACAAGGGAGGAAAGGAGAACAUUGGUGGAGUCUUUUAUAGACAAGUACCGAACAUUAAAUAAUGGAAAAUUUCCUUCUCUUAAUCUAACACACAAGGAAGUUGGUGGGUCUUUCUACAUAGUAAGGGAGAUUGUUCGAGAUAUAAUUCAGAAGAAUAAGGUGCUGGGUCCUGGUAGUCCAAGUAUGAAAGCACUUACCCUUGAAGAUUGCUUGGAGGAACAUGAGUCAGAAAAUUUUGCCAUCAAUCCUCACUAUGAAGUGUUUACAUCAUCUAUUGAGCUUGCAGUUGAUGAGAAGCAGAUAGAAAUAUCCUCUCAAGCACACCUGGGCGAAGACAAUGAACAAUUAGUACAACCUGAUUUCGAUGAAAUUAUUGUAUCUGGUCAAAAUAAUCAUUUGUUCUCUCAUGUCAUACAGCACAGUCCCAGUCAUUUACAGCAAUGCUCCAGUGGUGAUAAUGAGCAUGAUAAUCUAAUCAACACAGAGUCCAAGGAAGUGAAUUUGAGAAAGCCAUCAUCGUGGACAUAUGACAAGACAGGAAACAAUGAAGAAAGUCGUUCUGCAGUUCACGGUGAUAUAGAAAGAAACAAAUUUCAUCAGGUUAAGCAACCAGAACCCUUGUAUGAGACUUCGUCAAUUACUUCUCCAGAAGAAGAGCUGCUGCUGAAUGAAGAUGUAAAAAACAAUUGCAAGAGUCUUGCUGAGACAGUUAACAUGUCAACAGAAAAUGGGAAUUAUGAGACUAGCACGGCAGAUGCUUUACCAGAAGAAAAGGUUUUUAUAAGCUCAUUGACCACAUCUGAUCAUUUGUUUAGUAAUUCAGCUUCCUCUGAAGAAGAAUUCUCUUCAUUGGUAUCUUCUGCUAUGAAGACUGACUCAGACGAAUUAGUUACACCCCAGGAUGUUGCGAGUAUCCAAAGUUUGUCAAAUGUGCAGGAAGAGUCAUCCAAUGACGAGCUUUCCAUUCCAAAUGGAACAGAGCUUCCAGAAAAUACCUUUUCCAGUUUAGAUGAUAAAGUAACCAACUCCAUGUCGCAGGUAUCAGAAAAUCUGAUUUUCCCUCCAUCUGGCAUUUUGCAGGCUGAGGUCGGUUUCUACAAUCAUUCUGCCUUGUGUUGUUAUUUACCUGGUUGUAUGAUACUUUGGUCUGACAAAGUGGACCAAUGGAAUUAUUCUCGUAUGCCAUUUUUGCAGACACCACCUGUGCCUAAGGCUUCUGAUAUGGAGACCUCCAGGCAAAAAACUGAAUGUGCUUCUGCCGAAUCACUUAUGCCGACCAUGCAGGAAAUAUCAACGAUUCCAUUAAAGACUGGGCAUAAAACUGAAGAUAGCAGUAUGGACAGGAGUAGCAGCAAGUCUGCAAAUGCUAACGAGGAGAUCCAGUCCAAAACCAAUCCAGUGUGGAAUGCAAUAAAAGCUUUUGUGACUGGUUUUAUCAAGUUUUGGUCCGAGUAGAGGUCUCCCAUUAUAAAAAAAAAAGUGUCAUUUGAAUCCUUUUCAGGUUUAGUCAUGAAAAGAUGAAUCCACUUAAGCUGAUAUCUACUUUUUUAUCCAUUGAAGGAUGCUCUUUUCUUGUGCA
Molecule: messenger RNA, 2006 nt
Organism: Musa acuminata subsp. malaccensis (wild Malaysian banana)
Lineage: Eukaryota; Viridiplantae; Streptophyta; Magnoliopsida; Zingiberales; Musaceae
Source: RefSeq, a predicted model, not a curated record